Molecule: messenger RNA, 1118 nt
Organism: Vitis vinifera (wine grape)
Lineage: Eukaryota; Viridiplantae; Streptophyta; Magnoliopsida; Vitales; Vitaceae
Product: probable thiol methyltransferase 2
Exons: 8
Coding region: 190-864 (224 amino acids)
Molecular function (GO): S-adenosylmethionine-dependent methyltransferase activity
Source: RefSeq, a predicted model, not a curated record
CCUUUUAUUGGGCUCGAUGGCGAGCCCGGAUAAUACGAAGCCGAAAGCGAGAAGUUCAGAAUCAGUGACUGGUUUGUGGGUGAAAACCGUGUACCCUCCGGGAAGGUCAGCGGCGGGGUCGGAGGCCUUCCGACCGGCAUUGGCCUUGCGUAGGCGAAGAAUCUGGGAGUUUCUACAACACAAUUGCGGAUGGCGAACGACAGUACCAGCAUAGAAUCGAACUCAGAGCUUCAAAAAAUAAGCCAAGUCAUUGGAAGCGGUUUCAAUGGUAGUUGGGAAGAGAAAUGGCAACAAGGAUUAACUCCAUGGGAUUUGGGAAAGGCAACACCUAUAAUUGAACACCUUCAUCAGGCUGGAGCCCUUCCCAAUGGCAGGACUUUAAUCCCUGGUUGUGGCCGUGGAUAUGAUGUGGUAGCAAUUGCAUGCCCUGAACGUUUUGUUGUGGGGUUGGACAUAUCAGACAGUGCUAUCAAGAAAGCAAAAGAGUCAUCUUCCUCAUCAUGGAAUGCAAGUCAUUUUAUCUUUUUAAAGGCAGACUUCUUCACUUGGAAUCCAACUGAGUUGUUUGAUCUGAUUAUUGAUUAUACGUUUUUUUGUGCAAUCGAACCAGACAUGAGACCGGCAUGGGCCAGCCGAAUGCAACAAUUGUUGAAACCAGAUGGAGAGCUCUUGACACUGAUGUUUCCGAUCAGCGAUCAUACUGGUGGACCCCCAUAUAAAGUAUCUAUAGCCGAUUAUGAAAAAGUGUUGCAUCCAAUGAGAUUUAAGGCAGUUUCGAUUGUGGACAACGAGAUGGCCAUUGGAUCUCGCAAGGGAAGAGAGAAACUUGGAAGGUGGAAGAGGACUGACGAGCCCUUGCUGUGAAAAGCAACACCAUUUGCUGACAAGAAGUAUUCGAGAGAGUUGGGAACUUCUAAGUAUAUUCUGAAUAAAAUUUGAAUUUCUUCCUAUGAUAAGUUGCUGCAUGCAAAUGUUUAUGUAUUGCAGGUGUGCCAUCAAGAUUUUUGCCUUACUAAAUCGUUGUUUGAUAACCAAAAACUUAUGAUAAGCUAUAAGAAUUCUAUGGGGGAAUAGGACAAUGAAAAAGGAUCCAUUUGAAGGGUGAACGAACAACUCAA